UGCAAGCAGUCAAAAAGCUAUAAACCCUAAAUCACACUGAAACCCUAAUUUCUUCAAUCACAGACCAAAAUGACGCAGAAAUCAACACUGUUCAAAGGCCAGCAGAAGAGGAAAUCGGUACCUCCGAGCCGCCAUGGAAAAACGCCCAAAACUCGCAAAGGAAAGAGAGUUGUGAAGCCUGCGAAGGUCACGGAACAGAUGGACAAAGAUCGUGAGCUGAGCAAGUUUAUCAACUACUGCAAUGAGGUAAAAGCAGCCACUGCAGCCAACAAAGAAGGUGGUCAAUUGAGUAUAGUCAAACAUCAAACCGAGGGUGCAAAGGAAUAGCUAGCUAGCGCUGUUUUGUGGCGAUCAGGAAUCGUUAUCCUUCAUAUACAUUUUUGUGUUUAAACAAGUAUCUUUCCAACCAUGUGUUAUUUUCAAAAGUUACUUUGAUCUCUUGAAUUAGGCGGUACUCGGUUUGUGACAUAUAAAGUUGAGUUGGUUUUGUUCAUAUAGUGCAGACUGAAGAGUAA
Helianthus annuus (common sunflower) is the source of this 515-nucleotide messenger RNA. RefSeq lists its product as uncharacterized. The transcript has 3 exons. The record is from RefSeq and is a predicted model, not a curated record. NCBI's taxonomy places the organism in Eukaryota, Viridiplantae, Streptophyta, Magnoliopsida, Asterales, Asteraceae. The coding region runs from base 70 to 327 and encodes 85 amino acids.